Molecule: messenger RNA, 621 nt
Organism: Rotaria socialis
Lineage: Eukaryota; Metazoa; Rotifera; Eurotatoria; Philodinida; Philodinidae
Source: the annotation of a GenBank genome assembly
AUGAUAAAAUUUUUUUUUAUUGUUUCAUUAUUAAUUUCUUUAAUUAAAUCCAAUCCAAUUGAGCAACAUGGAUGGACUAUAUGUGAUUUAAGUGGAUAUUUUAUUCCAUUAAAUGGAUAUCGAUGGUUUAUCGUAAAUAAGAAUACAACAAUAUGUACUUGUCCUGAUAAUCUUCAGUCAACAAUAAAUCGUCCUUGUCGAAUUUGCCAUCGAGAAAAUAUUUGUGGUUCAAAAGAGGCUUUCUGUUCAGAAGAAUCAACAUUUUUUAUCACAACUAAUACUAGUUUUCAUUAUGCUUGUUUUUGCCAAUCAGAUUUAUUUCUAGUUGAUAAAAAAUGUCCAGAAAAUAUUGUAGAUGAAACAACAUCUUCAAUAAAUCUAAUAGAAGAAACAACAAAUCCUAAUACAAUGUCAACAACUGUUUUCAUCGAGGAAACAACAAAGACGUUUUUGAUGACGUCAACAAAUUUAAUUGAAGAAACAAGCAUAAUUCCAUCAACAGAAUCAAGUAAAACAACAACAACAACAACUACAGUUGUUAAUUCAUCCAUGAAUUCAUAUCAAUUUCUAAAAAUAUAUUUCGUUAUUUUAUUAAAUAUUGUUUAUUUCUUAAAUAAAUGA